AUGGAGCCUGCUAUCCCUGCUGCUGCUGCCGCUGCCGCCACUGCCCCUGGCUCGGCCCUGGCCCUUACCCUAAGCCCUGCCCUACCACAAGAAGCCUGUGACCUUUCACAUCCCUCGCCCCUUCUCCCUUCUGAACAAGAAGCACCUGGGAAUGAGAGAGGAACUUGUCUUUGGAGACCCUGGCUGUCUUCCACAAAUGACCUCUCCAGGCAGGUGAGCACACUGGUGGGCUGGGCUGCUCAUGGGACAACAGCUGAUGAGGCCACCAAGGCUAAUGCUGAGUUCCAUCACCCUGUCAGGCUCUUCUGGCCUAAAUCUCGCUCUUUCGAUUACCUGUACAGUGCUGGGGAGAUUUUACUACAUAACUUCCCUGCCCAGGCCACCAUCAACCUAUAUGAGGACUCUAACAGUGAAGAAGAGGAGGAAGAAGAUGAUGAGGAGGAAGAUGACGAGGAGGAGAGAGAGGAGGCCAAUGAAAAGAGGCGAGAAGGGUGUGUGAGAUUACUAGAGUCUACACCACACCAGGUCACAGCUCACCCACCUUCCCCUCCUCUGACUAGUCCAAACUGAAGCAGUCCCAGUCAGACUAGGGUUCAGUAUGCCUGACACACUACUAAGGGCACUGAUUAGCCAAGAGUCUCCAGGCACAGAUUUCUGGACUGGAAACUUUGUCCUCCAGUUACUCAGCUCACCUUGGCUUCCAUGAGUGGCCUGUGAGGCCUGGCCUUGGACAUCUCAUUGUCUGAGUUGCUUUGGUAUCUACACUGGGAGAGUCCUAGGAGAUCUAGGGGAAGGAAAAUCUGCUUUCUGACAAACACAGCAGGACCCUGUAGAGGGGGAGCCACUCACUCAUCAGGGCCCUUUGACCCCUCAGCCAUCUUAAGUGGCCAUACACUCCAUUCUCUCCAAGCCCAAUGACAGCUUCACAUCACGGACCCCAGCACCAGAUCGAAUCAAAGCUGGGGUACU
Messenger RNA from Perognathus longimembris pacificus (Pacific pocket mouse), 969 nucleotides. RefSeq names its product ripply transcriptional repressor 1 (gene Ripply1). The coding region runs from base 1 to 570 and encodes 189 amino acids. Gene Ontology annotation, cellular component: nucleus. NCBI's taxonomy places the organism in Eukaryota, Metazoa, Chordata, Mammalia, Rodentia, Heteromyidae. The record is from RefSeq and is a predicted model, not a curated record. The transcript is spliced from 4 exons. Gene Ontology annotation, biological process: embryonic pattern specification; negative regulation of transcription by RNA polymerase II.